Messenger RNA from Trypanosoma theileri, 633 nucleotides. Its product is annotated as Tbingi protein. NCBI's taxonomy places the organism in Eukaryota, Euglenozoa, Kinetoplastea, Trypanosomatida, Trypanosomatidae. The transcript has a single exon. The annotation marks the transcript as partial. The record is from RefSeq and is a predicted model, not a curated record.
AUGCGAGAGAUGGAUAUCCCACCGCACAUCAUUCGAUGGUCUGCAUCUUUCCUGAAAGGACUCCAAGCCAAAGUGCGCGUAAACAGUAAAUCCUCUCCUUUAAUGCUUUUCCACCGUGGCGUGCCACAAGGAACAGUCCUCGGCCCACUUAUGUUCAUUAUCGUCAUGAACACCCUAAGCAAACGAUUAUCCCAAGUUCCCUUAUUGUUCCAUGGUUUUUUCGCCGAUGAUCUCACGCUAGCAGUACGACACGUCAACCGAGACAUCAUCAACAGUACACUGCAACAAGGACUAAACGUGGUGGAUGAAUGGUCCAAGAACUAUUUUAUGGACAUUAAUGUGGACAAAACGAAAUACACACUUUUUGGUACCACCAACCCGCAUCCCCUUUCACUGAAACUACGCGGUAUCCCCGUAGGCCCGGAGAAGGCACCUAAACUCUUGGGCAUCACAUUCCAAAACUACCGAGGCAUGUCUACCCAUGUGGUUCAAACGAGACAACACAUGAAUUUUAGAUUACUACAACUUGCAGCAAUCUCCUCCACCACAUGGGGACCGAAGCGUGACGUCCUCCGAGCCUUCUACCUGACGCUAGUUCAAGCCCAGACGCUCUACGGCUUUGAGAUCUGGUAU